This is a messenger RNA of Electrophorus electricus (electric eel), 2732 nucleotides long. RefSeq lists its product as uncharacterized. The record is from RefSeq and is a predicted model, not a curated record. Lineage: Eukaryota; Metazoa; Chordata; Actinopteri; Gymnotiformes; Gymnotidae.
UUUAACAGGAGGAGUGCGCGCGGGGGGCGGGUGGAAAUAAUCCCAGUCGCAGACUGGAGCUCGAGAAGCAAGUCGCACUGUGUGCAGCUGUCGCUCGUGCGCGUUCUGCUGGAUUCAGAUCAGUGCUACAGCAGGGAGGCAGAGCAGGCCAGUCUCUACAUCACACGGAUUUGUGCGGUUCAUUUCAGCUGUAAACCAGGGCGCAGUAUGGGAGGUAAACUGAGCAAGAGAAAGAAGGCGUAUGACGUAACCGACCCGAAGGACAGAAAGGACGAGAGUCCGGUGGUCGAAGCAGCUGCUGAGGUCCCCUCUGAGGCCGGGGUCCCCUCUGAGGCCGAGGUCCCCUCUGAAGCCCAGGUCCCCUCCAAGGCAAGCCAGCAUGUAGCCACAUGUCCUGCAGUAGCGCAGGUGGAUGAGGAGAUGUCUGCUGUUGGAGGUUCAGCUGGGACCCCUGUUGAGGAGACCACCUUACCUACACCCCCCCCACAGCUGCCCCCGUCUGCUGAUGCUGAAGGAGUACAGGAUACAACUGCCCUGGUGGAGGUUGUAGAGACCGUACCUGCCCCAAAGGAGACUACAGCUGCCCCAGAGAAGACUGCAACUGCCCCAGUAGAGGACACGGGUAUCUCAGUGCAGAUUGUACCUGCCCCAAAGGAGACUACAGCUGCCCCAGAGAAGAUUGCAACUGCCCCAGUAGAGGGCACAGGUGCCUCAGUGCAGAUUGUACCUGCCCCAAAGGAGACUACAGCUGCCCCAGAGAAGACCGCAACUGCCCCAGUAGAGGACACGGGUGCCUCAGUGCAGAUUGUACCUGCCCCAAAGGAGACUACAGCUGCCCCAGAGAAGACCGCAACUGCCCCAGUAGACGACACGGGUGCCUCAGUGCAGAUUGUACCUGCCCCAAAGGAGACUACAGCUGCCCCAGAGAAGACCGCAACUGCCCCAGUAGAGGACACGGGUGCCUCAGUGCAGAUUGUACCUGCCCCAAAGAAGACUACAGCUGCCCCAGAGAAGACCGCAACUGCCCCAGUAGAAGACACGGGUGCCUCAGUGCAGAUUGUACCUGCCCCAAAGGAGACUACAGCUGCUCUAGAGAAGAUUGAAACUGCCCCAGUAGAGGACAUGGGUGCCUCAGUGCAGAUUGUACCUGCCCCAAAGGAGACUACAGCUGCCCCAGAGAAGACAGAAACUGCCCCAGCAGAGGACACAGGUGCCUCAGUGCAGAUUAUACCUGCCCCAAAGGAGACUACAGCUGCCCCAGAGAAGACUGCAACUGCCCCAGUAGGGGACACGGGUGCCUCAGUGCAGAUUGCAUCUGCCCCAAAGGAGACUACAGCUGCCCCAGAGAAGACUGCAACUGCCCCAGUAGGGGACACGGGUGCCUCAGUGCAGAUUGCCUCUGCCCCAAAGGAGACUACAGCUGCCCCAGAGAAGAUCGUGACCACCCCAAUAGAGGUUGCAGCUGCCCCAAUUGAAGUUGUAAUGCCUGUACCUGCCUCAGAGAAAUCUGCUACUACCUCAGUGGAAGCUAUGGCUGCCACAGAAGAGAUUGUAGCUACCCCCAAUGGUCAAGUAUUGGCCCCAGUAGGACCUGUAACUGGCCCUGAAGAGCAAACAUCUGCUCCAGUGGAGAUUGUAGACAGUUCAGUAGAGACCCAAGGGGAGCCAGUGACUGUCCCAGUAAAGCCUGUAUCUACACCAGUGGAGUGCAUUAAUCCUCCACAGCUAACAGCAGAACCCAAGACCAUGCCAGAAGAAUCAGCAGAAAAGCCAGAAAAUCCUACACUGGAUGAGCCCGGUAAUGAACCCCAGGGGCCCAUGACUACAGCAGAAGAACCUGUAGGUACACCAGAAGAAGUUGCAGUGAAGCAAGUAAAGGAAGCAGUCCAGGUUUUAAGUGCUGUGGGAGACGAAGACGUGUCAGCUGAGAUGACAGAACCAGAGCUAGAACCAGUACCAGAGGCAGGAGAGGCAGCAUCUGAGCCUGAGUCACAGACUGUGGCCUUAACCCCAGCAAAGGUAGAACCAGCACCUCUUGGGCCAGAACAGCCUUUACCCACCCCAGAGCCUAAACCCGAGCCCACCGCUGCCCCUGAGCCCACCGCUGCCCCUGAGCCCACUGAAACAGAAGCAAAGCCAGGCAGUGCAAGUAUUGAAGCACCAGCCACAGAAGAGCCCAUUCCUGAGAUUAUCAUUUCAGAAUCAACCUCGACCAAUGAUCUGUCUGCCGAGGAAGCUAGCUCUGCCCCUGGCUCCCAUCAGGAGAUGGUUGGUAACGGAGAGUGUGAGAGUCCUGGCUCAGCCGACUCCGUGGAAGAUGCAGGGCCCAAAGUUAACGGGGGUUUUCAGAAGCUGGUUCCUGCUGAUGACCCCGUCUGUGUCCCAGAGCCUCCUGCCCAGGAGUGUGUGAAUGGGGAGACUGGGCAUCUGGAGCAGGGUGGACUCAAAAAGGACUUGAACCUGUCUGCAGCUGCUGAAGUGGAGGGUGUGGGCCUGGUGGAGACCCUCAGUGCCACGGCCAGCCAGGCUGUUGACACAGUGUGAAAAAAUACACUUACAAACCUGAAUACUGAUGCAAAUGACAAAAAAAACUCCAAGUCCCUCUGACAACACAGGCUGUCAGGAGAUAAACAUGUGAAAUGCCUGUUGCGGUAACUCGGGCGAAAGGAAAAAGAAAUGCAACCACUCCAGAAAGCAGAGAAAGAAAAGCAGAGACAAUUACAGAGACUGGG